Molecule: messenger RNA, 926 nt
Organism: Coprinopsis cinerea okayama7#130
Lineage: Eukaryota; Fungi; Basidiomycota; Agaricomycetes; Agaricales; Psathyrellaceae
Exons: 11
Coding region: 1-693 (230 amino acids)
Molecular function (GO): protein binding
Source: RefSeq, a predicted model, not a curated record
AUGUCGGGACUAUCCGUUCACUCUGCGGCUCAGAACAACCAGCUGUCGUUGCUUAGGACGUUGCUUGCCGAGAACCCUGCUCUCGUAAACUCUGUAGACGUGGAUGAAAGGACGCCGUUGCACUGGGCGGCGUCUUCAGGUUCUCUGGAUGUUGCGCGCUUCCUCAUUGACCAGAAGGCAGAAGUCGAUAAAGUGGACAACAGUGGUUGGACUCCGCUCCACAUCGCAGUCAGUGCAGGGAAUUACGAUAUCGUUCAGGAAUUGAUAGGCGGUGGUGCAGACAACGAUAAAGGCAUAACACCGCUGCAUUAUGCAGCAUCCAAGUCUCGAAUCGACAUUGGCAAGCUCUUGAUUUCGCGAGGUGCAGACUAUAACGCGAGGGACAAUGCCAACCAACUCCCUUUACAUCGUGCAGCGACCACAGGCUCGACUGGAUUCAUUCGACUCCUUCUCGAAUCCUCCACGCCUUCAAACAAGCUUAGAUUGAACACGGCCGAUCGCGUUGGCAAUACUCCACUGCAUCUUGCGAUGGAGUCGGCGCAUGCUGAAGCAGCUGUUCUCCUCAUUAACGCAGGGGCUGACCGUACUCGAGAAAAUUUGGAUAGCGAAAUCCCGGAGGCUGUACCCGGUGUUGGUGGCCAGGAGCAAAAGCAAGCUCGCCAAUAUGUCAUUGACCAUUGCGGCAAGCCAUGAGAGGAUGUUCAGCAGUCCUGAUCUGAUCCACCCCGUCGAUUAUCUGUUUGAUGCAAACGGUGAUCCUGACUACGCGAAAGUUCAAUCGGAUAGCUUUAACCCCUCACCAUCUGUUCUGAGCAGUGGUCUCAAGAAUUCCGAGCUCCUCUUCAUCGAGUGUACAAGAAUUCUCGCAAUGUGGAGAAAUUGGUGCUUCCAUUUGGUUUAGUAGAAAAUUUUACAUUUCUGUUUAU